Messenger RNA from Gadus chalcogrammus (walleye pollock), 5012 nucleotides. RefSeq names its product cut-like homeobox 1b (gene cux1b). Bases 365 to 4615 code for a protein of 1416 amino acids. The transcript is spliced from 23 exons. NCBI's taxonomy places the organism in Eukaryota, Metazoa, Chordata, Actinopteri, Gadiformes, Gadidae. Gene Ontology annotation, molecular function: DNA-binding transcription factor activity, RNA polymerase II-specific; DNA binding. Gene Ontology annotation, cellular component: Golgi membrane. Gene Ontology annotation, biological process: regulation of DNA-templated transcription; intra-Golgi vesicle-mediated transport. The record is from RefSeq and is a predicted model, not a curated record.
CCUUUCUUCUAAAAUAUGAUUCAUAAAUUAUAAUGCCUAGACACUUCAUAUUAGCAUUUUUAUAACGCAUCAAAAAGUAGAUACAACCGCAUCGCAAAUAUUUAGAUAUACUUGACGAUCGCCAGAAAUACAUUGAUUACCGAUUCUACCUGCAAUGGUGAACGGUGACCUAAUGCUAUUAAAAAAACGUUACGCCGUGAAGUCAAUAGUCCCAUUCGAUAACUCCGGUCCGUGGAUCCGCCCGUUCGCCCCCAGCGCUGCCCGGUCGAUCCGCUCCGGGUUUUCCCCACCGCCCAACGCUUUCCCCUGAACUCCAACCCUCGCGCUCUAUCAGCAUCUCACUCCUGUCUCAAUAUGUCUCAAGAUGGCGGCCAACGCAGGAUCGAUGUUUCAAUAUUGGAAGCGUUUUGACUUACAACAACUACAGAAAGAGCUGGAUACAACGGCCACACAGCUCGCCAACCGACAGGAUGAGAGCGAACAGUCCAGAAAAACUCUCAUCGACCUCAGCCGGGAGUUCAAGAAGAACACACCGGAGGAUCUAAGGAAACAGGUUGCCCCCUUGCUCAAGAGCUUCCAGGGAGAGAUCGAUGCGUUGAGUAAAAGAAGUAAAGAAGCAGAAGCCGCCUUCUUGACCGUCUACAAGAAACUAAUCGAUGUCCCAGACCCCGUGCCGGUGCUGGAGCUCACCCAGCAGCUGCAGCUGAAGCUCCAGAGGAUGCACGACAUCGAGACGGAGAACGCCAAGCUCCGGGAGACCCUGGACGACUACAACAAGGAGUUCGCCGAGGUCAAGAACCAAGAGGUGACCAUCAAGUCGCUGAAGGAGAAGAUCCGGGAGUAUGAGCAGUCCAUGAAGAACCAGGCGGAGAACCUGGCGCAGGAGAAGCAGCAGCAGCUCCACCAUGACUAUGCAGAGAAGGAGAGGAAGCUUCAGGAGAGCAGAGACUCCAUGUCCUCACGGUUGGAGGAGGCUGACCACAAAAGCCAGUCCUUACAGACAGCACUUGAAACAUCUCAGGCAGAGCUCUUUGAUUUGAAGACCAAGUAUGACGAGGAGACCACAGCAAAGGCUGACGAGAUCGAGAUGGUGAUGACAGACCUGGACAGAGCAAAUCAGAGAGCGGAGGCAGCCCAACGGGAGGCGGAGUCACUGAGAGAACAGCUGACCCUCACCAACCAAUCCAUGCAGCUCGCCGGCCACACCCACACAGACUCCGACACGGAGGCGGCGGCGGCGGGGGGGACGGACACGGCCUCCCGCUCCAGCCUGGAGGCGGAGCUGGGGGCGAAGGACCGGGAGACGGUCCAGCUGGUGGAGGAUGUGCAGAGACUGCAGGCCAGCCUGAGCCGCCUCAGGGAGAGCACGGGCACCCAGAUCAGCCAGCUGGAGCAGCAGCUCAGCACCAAGACCCUGAGCCUCAAGGAACUGGAGGAGAAGCUGCUGAAGCAGGCCGACUAUGAGGAGGUCAAGAAGGAGCUGAGCAUCCUGAAGUCCAUGGAGUUCGGCCCGUCAGACUCUGUGCAGGAGUCCUCCAAGCCCCUGGAGGUGCUGCUGCUGGAGAGGAACCGGAGCCUUCAGUCGGAGAGCGCCUCUCUGCGCAUCGCCAACACCGAGCUCGGCGGGCCAGCCGGAGGGAAAGGGACAGAGCAGCCCGCCACGAAGGAGGAGCCCUGUCCCCGUGACCCCCCGCCCUCGCCCCCCCCGCCGCUGCCCUCCCUCUGCUCCUCCUCCUCCUCCUCCUCCCAGCUCUUGCACCCUCGCGUUCACUCCGACCCCCUGGGCUCCGGCGCCCCGACCUCCAACGACACGCACCCCUUCUCCCCCGCCGGCCUCGGCGCGGACUUCUACUCGCCCUCCUUCCCCCUGGUGGGGGGCAAGAUGGCGCUGAGCUCUCUGCUGCAGCGGCAGCUCCUCCAGACCUUCUACUCCAAAGCGCUGCAGGAGUCGUCCGGGCUGCCCGCCGGCGCCCUGCUCUUCUCCCCCUUCUCGCCCACGCUGGGCUCCCUGGCCCCCUCCAACGCCGGCUCCGGCGCCGCCGCCGCCGUGCCCCUGGCGGCCAGCAGCCCCCAGCCGCCGCCCGCCAGCCCGGACGUGGCCACGGUCAACGGCGGCGGCGGCGGCGGCAUGGCGUGCGGCGCCCCCUCCCCCUCCCCCAGCCACUCGGACACGGCCGGGCUGGGGGGCCCCCUCGACGGGGAGGACAUGGACACGGCGGAGAUCGCCCGGCAGGUGAAGGAGCAGCUGAUCAAGCACAACAUCGGGCAGCGGGUGUUCGGCCACUACGUGCUGGGCCUGUCCCAGGGCUCCGUCAGCGAGAUCCUGGCCCGGCCCAAGCCCUGGAGCAAGCUCACCAUCCGGGGCAAGGAGCCCUUCCACAAGAUGAGGCAGUUCCUGGCGGACGAGCAGAACAUCCUGGCCCUGCGCAGCAUCCAGGGCCGGCAGAGAGAGGGCUCAGGCCAGCCCCAGCUUAGCAGAGUGUUUCAGGACGUUCCGAAGCGGAGAGCCCACUCUGAGGCCCCCUCCCACCCAGGCAACAUCACGGCCCGGGUUCGAACCCCAGAGGCCAGCUCGGACGAGGCGAUCAAGUCCAUCCUGGAGCAGGCCAAGAGGGAGCUGCAGGUUCAGAAGGCCGACCUGUCCCACGGGCCCCCGUCCUACGGCGGUCUGAAGGGCGGCGGCGGGGGCGUGAGCAGCGGCUCCGACGAGGCCAUCCGCUCCAUCCUGGAGCAGGCGCGGCGGGAGAUGGAGGCGCAGCAGGCGGCGCUGGAGCCGCUCCUCAAGGCCUCCUCCUCCUCGUCCUCCUCCCUGUCCUCGCUCUCCCACCAGCGGGACUUCAUGGGCUCGCCGCUGGCCGCCACGCUGCCGCCCUACAACCCGCUGGCGCUGUCGCUGAAGAAGGCCCCGGGGGGCCCCCGCGUGGCCUCCUCCUCGCCCACCUCGCCCUCCCCCGUCCUGGACUUCAGCGCCGGCUCCGUGAAGCGGGAGCACCGGGGCUCCUCGGGGGCCGAGUCGCCCGCCGACGGGACCCUGCGCCGGGGCUCGGACGGCACGCAGCCCCGCUCCGGGGGGGGCGGGGGCCACUGGAGGGAGCAGUGGUGGAGCAACAUGCACGGGGACCCCCGGAGGAGCGUGUCCCUGCAGAUGGGGGAGGACGGGCACACCCCCGAGGACUCCAAGGAGGGAAUCCUCAGCGACGGCCUGAGCCGACCCCGGCAGUGGAACAAGCCGAGCCAGAGGAGCAGAGAGCCGUACCUCCGCAUGCAGCUGUGGCUCAACGGCGACCAGGGCCAGAACACGCAGGCUCAGCAGCCGCACCACCAAGAGGGAACGCCCAAGACGUCGGCCAGCUGUAGCCCCGCCCCCGAGUCGCCCCUGAGCUCAGCGGAGGAGUCGGUGAACGGCCUACCGGGGGACCCGCUGGCGCCCCAGUCCUCCGGCGCCAAGCCCCCCUCCGAGGAGCCGUCGGGCGGGGAGUCCCAGCCCGGGACCCCCCUACCUCUCCCGGGGCCCCACUCGGCCCUCAGCAUCCAGGAGAUGGUGGCCAUGUCCCCGGAGCUGGACACCUACGUCAUCACCAAGAAGGUCAAGGAGGUGCUGACCGACAACAACCUCGGUCAGCGUCUGUUCGGGGAGAGCAUCCUGGGGCUGACCCAGGGCUCGGUGUCCGACCUGCUGGCCCGGCCCAAGCCCUGGCACAAGCUGAGCCUGAAGGGCAGGGAGCCCUUCGUCCGCAUGCAGCUGUGGCUGCAGGACCCGCACAGCGUGGAGAAGCUCAUGGACAUGAAGCGCCUGGAGAAGAAAGCCUACAUGAAGCGGCGUCUGAGCUCCCUGAGCGACGCCCACUCGGUGGACGUGGGCGGGGCCAUGGGGCCGGACUUCCUCCAGGGCUCCCAGAGCCCUGGGGGCGGGCCCCAGCAGCAGCAGCAGCAGCACCACCACCACCACCACCAGCAGCAGCACCUGAAGAAGCCCCGGGUGGUGCUGGGGCCGGAGGAGAAGGAAGCGCUGAAGAGGGCCUACCAGCAGAAGCCCUACCCCUCCCCCAAGACCAUCGAGGAGCUGGCCUCCCAGCUCAACCUGAAGACCAGUACCGUCAUCAACUGGUUCCACAACUACAGGUCUCGUAUCCGGCGGGAGCUCUUCAUAGAGGAGAUCCAGGCGGCCGGGGGGGCCCGGCCCGGCAGCGAGGGGGGGUCCCCGUCCCUGCGGGGCUCCAAGUCGGGGGAGGGGGACAGCUGCGACGGCACUGAGUCGGACGGCACGGUGGAGGCGGCGCGGCAGGGCUUCGGCCCCGGCCAGGAGGAUCAGCGGGGCACGGACCACGACAUGGAGGCCGAGUCCGAGGCAGGGGCCUCGGGUUCCUCCCCGGCCCGGAUAGAGUGCAGCACGCCGGGCUCCAGCUGCGGGCCGGCGGGCAUGGGCCUCUUCAGCCUCACGGAGGCCUCGUCGUCCAGCGGCUCGGGGCCCAGUAAUAACAUCCCGCCCUCCGGGCCGGCCAGGAACCCCAGGGACAACACGCUGCGCAAGAAGAAGGCGGCCAACCUCAAUAACAUCAUCCACCGGCUGGAGAAGGCUGCCAGCAAGGAGGACCCGUCAGAGUGGGAGUUCUAGCUCCCUCUCCCGCCCCCCCUCGCUCUCUCUCUCUCUCUCUCUCGUCUCGCACCUCGUCUCCUCGUAACCCCGCGACCUCUAACCCUUGGCCCCCUCCCGCUCUGCCCUCGGACUGGACUGGAGGGCGGGCGCAGCCAAAGUCAAGCUCAGCAGCCAUUUUUAUGACUCCGACGCUCUCCGUACGGAGGAGAGAAACAAAGAGCGGUUGUUGAACCCGAAGUAAAAAAAAACAAAAGAUACACUGAUGUACUAAGAAGAACAGACGAAAAAACAACCGAGAGCCAGAGUGUCUCUCGUCUCUUUCUUUUCUUUUUUUUUAACUGAGUUGUUUUUGUACUGAGAAAAGCACUUAGCUGUCCUGCUGGCCCAUGGCCCUGCUGUACCUCUCCCCACUCCC